UCCGAAAGAUUCCUCUUCCACAAAACACACUCUCACUGAAUAAACCUUAUUUAAAUUAAAUUCUCCCCCCUCCUUCUUCUACACACCAACCAUCGUUGACGGUUACUAGAGAGAGAAACAACCACUUCCUAGAGAGAGAAAGUUUGUUACCGACUCACUCAUCAGAGAGAAACCUCAUGGCCGGUGUUAAUCCCAACGGCGUCGCCGAGUUUCAGGCGGUUCCGUCGCACGGUGGACAGUUCAUUCAGUACAACAUCUUCGGUAACCUCUUUGAAGUUACCUCCAAGUACCGUCCUCCGAUCAUGCCGAUCGGUCGCGGCGCCUAUGGAAUCGUUUGCUCGCUGUUGAACACGGAGACGAAUGAGCUGGUGGCGGUGAAGAAGAUUGCGAAUGCUUUCGAUAAUCACAUGGAUGCUAAGCGCACGCUUCGUGAGAUUAAGCUUCUUAGGCAUUUGGAUCAUGAGAAUGUAAUUGCUUUAAGAGAUGUUAUUCCUCCACCCUUGCGUAGAGAGUUUACUGAUGUCUACAUUACCACCGAACUCAUGGACACUGAUCUUCACCAAAUCAUUCGCUCAAACCAAGGUCUAUCAGAGGAACACUGCCAGUACUUCUUGUAUCAGGUUCUUCGUGGACUAAAGUAUAUCCAUUCUGCAAACAUAAUCCAUAGAGAUUUGAAACCAAGUAACCUGUUGCUGAAUUCAAAUUGUGACCUGAAGAUUAUUGAUUUUGGUCUGGCGCGGCCAACUGUAGAAAAUGACUUCAUGACAGAAUAUGUAGUCACAAGAUGGUACAGGGCUCCUGAGUUGUUGUUGAACUCCUCAGAUUACACCUCUGCAAUAGAUGUGUGGUCUGUUGGCUGCAUCUUUAUGGAGCUUAUGAAUAAAAAGCCUCUUUUUCCAGGCAAAGACCAUGUACAUCAGCUACGCCUAUUGACAGAGCUUCUUGGUACUCCAACUGAGGCUGACCUUGGGUUAGUGAAAAAUGAUGAUGUGAGAAGAUAUAUCAGACAACUUCCUCAAUAUCCUCGUCAACCUUUAACUAAGGUCUUCCCCCAUGUUCAUCCCAUGGCCAUGGAUCUCGUCGAUAAAAUGUUGACUAUUGAUCCCACCAAAAGAAUCACAGUUGAACAAGCACUGGCCCAUCCAUACCUUGAGAAACUGCAUGAUGUAGCUGAUGAACCAGUCUGUACGAAGCCAUUUUCGUUUGAGUUUGAGCAACAGCAAUUAGACGAGGAGCAAAUAAAAGAGAUGAUCUACAGGGAAGCAUUGGCACUCAAUCCUGAGUAUGCUUAAAGAAGAAAAACAAGGGAAGAUAAAAAAAGAACAUUAGUUUUCGAUUUAUUUUUUUGUAUGAGAAUUCAAUAUGUUGCCAAUCAAACAAACUUAGGUGAUUGUGUUCAAUCUGUGUGACUAGUUAGGUGCAAUUACGGCUUACAAAUUAAAGACUGCCGUGCCUUCUGUUGUAAAGUACCAUGUAAUGAUAUUAAUCCCCAUAAGUUAACCCUGUUUGUUGGGUUAUUUAUUAAUUGAAAAAUGCUUAAUGUUAA
Molecule: messenger RNA, 1546 nt
Organism: Lotus japonicus
Lineage: Eukaryota; Viridiplantae; Streptophyta; Magnoliopsida; Fabales; Fabaceae
Product: mitogen-activated protein kinase 3-like
Exons: 6
Coding region: 177-1292 (371 amino acids)
Biological process (GO): protein phosphorylation; intracellular signal transduction
Cellular component (GO): cytoplasm; nucleus
Molecular function (GO): MAP kinase activity; ATP binding
Source: RefSeq, a predicted model, not a curated record